Messenger RNA from Thamnophis elegans (Western terrestrial garter snake), 3031 nucleotides. RefSeq names its product zinc binding alcohol dehydrogenase domain containing 2 (gene PTGR3). Gene Ontology annotation, cellular component: mitochondrion. The coding region runs from base 768 to 2000 and encodes 410 amino acids. Gene Ontology annotation, molecular function: oxidoreductase activity; zinc ion binding. The record is from RefSeq and is a predicted model, not a curated record. The transcript is spliced from 2 exons. Lineage: Eukaryota; Metazoa; Chordata; Lepidosauria; Squamata; Natricidae.
CCUGUCUCAGCAGGCAGCGGCUCUAGGAGGCUGCUAAUAACAUUGCCAGAUUAGCUGCAACUUCUUGCUCCCAGCCUAACCUUUUAUUGAACUAAUCCUACAUUCGAGUUUUCUUUUUUUGUCUCUAUAGGAACGGUUUAGAAACCAUCCGUUCCGAGUGUUGUUUUCUUUUCUUUAAGGAAAGAGCUGGGGGGAAGGGUAGAUGCGGCAGGUUGGAAUAUGCAAUUAUAGUCUCUUUCUUAGCAAGCAGAUCAGUCUCCUCCACCAAAAAAAAAAAUGCAGUAGAAUAAGGUCGGGGGCUUGCUCCUUCGUCUCUCUCCAAAAGUACGCUUUCCUUCCUGAGUGAAAGGCAAAUCUUUCGGUUUCUGCACACACUCGAACGCUGUGUGAUUCUGCCCGUUUUGUUCUAAGGCUGCACAAAACAGCGCGAGGGGGGAGGUUGUUCCUGCGACAACAGCAAGUUUUAAGCAAGCUCAGCUCAGAAACGAACUUUGUCUAUGCUUUAAAAAAAAAACCUAAAGACGGGACACAGAAAGUUCGCCGCAGGCGAAACUGCUGCAGCGGCUGCUAACUGCUGAUCUAAUCUUGCCGAGUGGCGGAGGGGCUGGAAAAGGGAGGACUUGGAGCUAGGCGGCAGUCCGCUGCAUUAGACUUUAUUUACAUACACAAAUCGCAAUAUACCGAGCCUGCCUGUGCCGGAGGGCUGCACGCUUGCGAAAGACUCCUCCUAGGUUGAAGAACCCGGGAGAGCGGCGAAAGGUUGGUCGAUGUUUUUCCACGGGCGGAUCAGCGUGUGGCUGAAGUCUCGGGGAGCUUGGCACCGUUGGCUGAACCAACAGCAUCUGAUUUCUCCGGGGAGACCUUCCCGGGUGUGUUUGAGUGCUCCUCCGACCCGGCCUAUCGUGGACAUGUCCUACUCGCGCCACUUUAUGGAUUUCCAGGGCUCGUCCAUUCCCACUUCCAUGAAGAAACUGGUAGUGACUAAACUGAAUCCAAACUUCCGAGAAGCUGUUUCCCUUCGCCACGACGCGCCCGUGCCGCUCCCGGGAGACGGCGAUCUGCUUGUUAGAAACAGAUUUGUUGGCAUAAAUGCAUCUGAUAUUAACUACUCAGCUGGCCGGUAUGACGUUUUGGUUAAGCCUCCAUUUGAUGUAGGUUUUGAAGGGAUUGGUGAAGUGGUGGCCUUAGGCUUAAGUGCAAGUGCAACAUACACUGUAGGCCAGUCUGUGGCCUACGUAAGAUCAGGAGCUUUUGCUGAAUAUAUAGUUGUGCCUGCUAAAGAAGCCAUUCCUGUACCUUCUAUGAAACCAGAGUUUCUGACUCUUCUGGUAAGUGGAACUACAGCAUAUAUUAGUCUGAAAGAACUUGGAGAAUUGUCUGAAGGAAAGACAGUUCUGGUGACAGCAGCAGCUGGAGGCACUGGCCAGUUUGCUGUGCAACUUUCAAAGAAAGCAAAAUGCCAUGUAAUAGGAACUUGCUCCACUGAUGAAAAAUGUGCUUUUCUGAAAUCUAUUGGCUGUGAUCGGCCUAUCAACUAUAAAACUGAAAAUAUUGCUGCUGUCCUCAAAAAUGAGUACCCCAAAGGUGUGGAUGUUGUGUAUGAAUCAGUUGGUGGAGAAAUGUAUGACUUGGCUAUCAACUCCUUGGCUAUCAAAGGUCGUCUGAUCAUUAUUGGGUUUAUUUCUGGCUACCAAACACUUACUGGCCUUCCACGAAAUCAAACAGAAAUGCUACCAGCAAAGUUGCUAAAAAAAUCAGCCAGCAUCCGAGGUUUUUUCUUAAACCAUUACCUUUCUGGUUACCAAAUGGCUAUGAAACACUUGGUUGAAAUGUGUGAAAAGAGAGAAAUUGUUUGCGAGGUGGACUUUGGAGACCUGUCUCUAGAGAACAAGUUUACUGGCUUAGAGUCAGUGUUCCGUGCUAUAGAUUAUAUGUACAUGGGGAAAAACAUUGGAAAAAUUGUAGUUGAAUUACCUCACUCUGUCAACAGUAAGCUGUAAAAACAGAACAAUGACAUAAAUCAAAACAGAGCAAAUGGGCAUUUUAUGCUUGGCGAUAAUGCUUUAAUUUCUUUAAAGCUGGCAAAGGGUAACAUAUUAAAAUAGCAAAACAGUAUUUUGAUUUGUUUAAGAGGUUUUGUGGGGUUUAAAAAUGCAGUUUGUAGCUGGUAUUACAUUUACUUUCACAUGUUUUGGUAUGGAGAUUUUCAAUUUCCAACUUGCAGUGGAUUUGAAUAUAAUUCUAAGCAAGUGCAAAAGUGUUACAAAUUGAUGUCAUACCUCCCUUCUGGAACUCAAUAUGUGAAGGCAUAUGGAGCUGCAAUCUUACGCAGUUUGAAUAAGAUGAAGCCCAUUGUCCUUAAAAUGGAUUAGUAGCCACUUUAGUAGACGUGCUUAGGAUCAUGCAGCAAUCCUAUAUGCAUCUUACACAGAAAUAUGCCACACUGAUAUUCAGAUAGAUUAUACCUAUAAACGUCUGUAUGGGACUGCACUAUUAAACUAUAUUUGAGAUUUGGGAUACAUACAAUCUGCAAAGACAUUGUGAUAAUAAUGAUACUCUGUAAACUUUUUUUUCUACAAAGCUUAUUCUAUAUAGCACAUUUUUAUUCUAGUAUGAACAUGUAUGAUCUCUUUAUAGAUGUUGAUUGAAAAUGAUUUUUUUAACUUUUGAAUCAACGUUGCCAGCUUAUUUUAAUUUUUUGUUAUAUUUUGGGACGUUUGGGUAUCUUAUAAAAUUAUAUUUGAAUUAUUAUCUUGCCAUUGCACUCAUUUAUUACUAGAACUUUUCUAAUGUUAUCUAACUUUUUUAUAUUCUGUUGAAGAUAAAUAAUCCAGGAAUUUUCAGAUUAAUGAAAUGCAUUAGAAGAUAUAUGCUGUAUCUCUGAAAAUGGAAAUGGUACAGAUUAAAAUGUUGGAUUAGAAUGUCAUCAGUAUAUAGAAUGUAUUUGGUGUUUCAAUCAAAUGUCAUUUCUGUAAGAGAUGGUAUUGUACAAUUCUGACUAUAAGCAUUAAAAUUAUUUUUUUGCAGUUAA